Hypoxylon trugodes is the source of this 1110-nucleotide messenger RNA. RefSeq names its product Alpha/Beta hydrolase protein. Lineage: Eukaryota; Fungi; Ascomycota; Sordariomycetes; Xylariales; Hypoxylaceae. The record is from RefSeq and is a predicted model, not a curated record. The transcript is spliced from 6 exons. The coding region runs from base 1 to 1110 and encodes 369 amino acids. Gene Ontology annotation, molecular function: hydrolase activity.
AUGGAUCCUAAACCUUCGCUGACUCUGUGGGAGUAUGCGAUGCUACCAUUCGCUAUCAGCCAAAUUAUAUUGGUGAUAGCCGUAGCCCGUAUCAAGGCGCCUUUUCGAAAGCGCGGUGACGACAUAAUCUUGGGAAGAUAUGUGCUUUAUGAUGGGAUGAGAACGGUUGUUGAAAAGAUGUCACUACGACAGUUUCAGGCAAUUAAUCCAUCUACAACAGAAGCUUACGAGGCUUUUGCGAAAGGCCAAGGUUUGAAACCAGACAUCGCCACCCUACCAGAUGGCUCCUUAGGCUGCUGGAUCGGCGAUAAGAAUGCAGAUACUACUCUAGUAUGGUUACACGGAGGGGGAUUUGCGUUUAUGGCAAGCAAAGCACAUGUUGAAUUUCUCUUCCAGCUAGUUUCUCGAGCUUCUCGGCACGGCCUCAAGAUGGCUAUUUUUCUCUUACAGUAUGACGUCGCUCCACGAGCACAAUAUCCACGACAAAUAGAACAAACAGUCACCGCAAUCAGAUAUCUCACCGACGACAUCGGUAAACCUUAUCAAGAGUUACUAAUCGGCGGUGAUUCCGCUGGAGGCACUCUUGCAAUAGCACUACCAUCACAUUUGUCUCAUCCUCACCCGGCGAUCCCUGCACUCAAUAACAACGGAGUGAAUUUAAGAGGGGUCAUCUUGCUUUCUCCAUGGGUAUCACUCGAUUUCAACUUCCAAUCGUUUGAGACCAAUCGACACAGGGACAAUUUAAGUGAUACUGGACUGAAUAUUUGGGCUAAAGCAUUGGCGAAACAUAACGAAAGAGAUAAUUAUAAUUCUCCCUUGGAUGCAUCUGCAGAUUGGUGGCAAAAUGUCCAGGCAGAAAGAGUUCUCAUUCUCGCGGGAGAAUCCGAAGUCCUUGUAGAUGAGAUCCGACAGUUUGCUGAGAAACUAAAGAGGCAUAAUAAGCAAAGGAUUGACACGCUAGUCUCACCGGGUGAAUGUCACAAUCCCCCAGUCAGUGAACGCCAACUGGGUAUACAUAGGGAAAAUGGUAUGAUAGAGGAGAAGAUAUACCAGUGGCUUUUAUCUAAGGCAGUCUCGGCUACUAGUGGUAGAUCAGCAUCAGUAUCAUAA